Messenger RNA from Olea europaea var. sylvestris, 1127 nucleotides. RefSeq lists its product as uncharacterized. Bases 164 to 868 code for a protein of 234 amino acids. NCBI's taxonomy places the organism in Eukaryota, Viridiplantae, Streptophyta, Magnoliopsida, Lamiales, Oleaceae. The transcript is spliced from 2 exons. The record is from RefSeq and is a predicted model, not a curated record.
CUCCCAACUCCCUCCAAGAAAAAAAUAGCACACACUAUGGUAAGGACAACCCUCAAACAGUGUCAUUAAGUUAGUCAUUAUAAGAAGCAUAACUAAUAACACAUUAAGCCUUAACCCACUCACUCUCUAAUCCCACCCCACCCACUACCCAUCCAAGAAGGGCAUGGAUGAUCAAAGCUCUCUUCUUAAUUUGGCACACCUGUAUCAAGAAAAGGGUGUGGAUGGAAUGAGGCAAUCUCUUUUAUUGACUAUGGAGUUAGAAGAUACUAGAUUGAAGGCACAAGAUGAGCUCAAAAUGAGAGAUGAGCAAAUAGUUCAACUCAAGAUUAUGCUUAGCAGAGCCAUCAAAGAGAGGGAUGAAGCACAAGACAAAUGCCAAAAAAUGUUCUUUGAGAAACUCUUGCUCCAAAACCAUUGCCAAAAAUCAAUUACAAGCAUUGAAGAUGAGCCCAGAAGAAGAAUGGAUUCCAUUAAUGGCUUUUCUUCCUCAGAUUGUGAAGAAAGCAUAGUUUCAUCACCACCUUCAGCAGAGUUACCAAUUAUGGCUAACAGGCCAUUGCCAACAAAAGGCAAGCUUUUGCAAGCAGUUAUGGAAGCAGGGCCACUCCUUCAAACACUCCUCCUUGCCGGCCCUCUUCCACAGUGGCGCCACCCUCCACCACAACUUGACACCCGUCAGAUUCCACCACCACCGGUGGUGGUAAUUCCAGCACCACCACUAAAACCCUUUCAGCAAGAAUUAUUACACGACAUCAUUGCCACCAACAACAACAUAAACAACUGUGGCAGGAUAGAGAGAAAAAGGGGCUUCUGUGUUGACUUUGAUGGUUCCAUUGAGUCAAAAUAUCAAACAGUCGGCUUGCAUUGAAAUGGUUACCUUCAGACCAAUUUUAUAUUUCAACUUUGAUAUUUAUUAGUGAAGAUUAGGAGGGCGGAAAUGGAAUUGCAAGAAAAUUAUGCAAUUUGUACAGACUACUAAGGUUUGAUUUCGGUAGGAAAAAUAUGAUGGUGUAAACUUGACCAUGUACCAUCAUGUUCUCAUUUUAGAAUAGAGACAUUGAGUAUCUCGACUCUCUCAAAAGUAUUCGUGAAAUCUUGGACUUGUAACAAGGGAAAAUUUUCACAUA